AAGUGUGAGCAUUACACCUGUGUUAAGAGUGGUGAGACUUUAGCAACGAUCAGUUCACACACUGUCUGCCCACCAUUCCAACAGAGCAACUGUCAACCUAACACGAUUCAGACUGCCGCAAAUGGCUGCUGUAAAGUUUGUGUGGAGAAGGAAAAGGGCUGCAAGUUAAUGUCCAUGAAAACCCGCCUUGCACACAAGGACUGUCAGUCCAACCAGGAAGUAGAUAUGCCAUAUUGUGAAGGAUCCUGCAACACUUUCACCAAGUACUCUCAAGUAGCAGCGACUAUGCAGCAUUCAUGCUCCUGCUGUAAGGAGACUCGCUCCAGCAAUCGCACCGUUGACUUGCUCUGCUUGAAUGGACAUACGAUUCCCUACACAUACAUGCAUGUGGAGGCCUGUGGCUGUGGACACACAGACUGCACCAGAGCUGCAGGACUGUCUGCUCGCAGGAAGAGAAGCUUGACACUGCUGUGAUAAGGCACCUGUUGUCACUUUAACAGAUGUGGGAUACAAAUAUUUUUUCCCAUAUUGUUCUAAUAAUCACUACACCUCUUGCAAAGCAAUUGUCAUUGUAAAGAGACUAUUUAUCCACUGAUCAAAUAAAAGGAUGCAACUCAGUUUA
Stegastes partitus (bicolor damselfish) is the source of this 622-nucleotide messenger RNA. RefSeq names its product intestinal mucin-like protein. The transcript is spliced from 4 exons. The coding region runs from base 169 to 474 and encodes 101 amino acids. The record is from RefSeq and is a predicted model, not a curated record. NCBI's taxonomy places the organism in Eukaryota, Metazoa, Chordata, Actinopteri, Pomacentridae.